This is a messenger RNA of Dictyostelium discoideum AX4, 2703 nucleotides long. RefSeq lists its product as hypothetical. The transcript has 2 exons. The coding region runs from base 1 to 2703 and encodes 900 amino acids. The record is from RefSeq and is a predicted model, not a curated record. NCBI's taxonomy places the organism in Eukaryota, Evosea, Eumycetozoa, Dictyosteliales, Dictyosteliaceae.
AUGAAAAUUGGAGGAACCAGAUUUAAAUUCCUAUCAAAAUUACCAGACGCACCACCAUCACCAUCAGGUAGUAAUACAACAUCACCAAAUUGUUCACCAAAUACAUCAACAUCAUCAUUACCAAUAUCACCAAAAACUACAAAUAAUAAUAAUAAUAAUAAUAAUAAUAAUAAUAAUAAUAAUAAUAAUAAUAAUGAAAAUAAACAAAAAUCAUCAAAAUCAUCAAUUAAUUUAGUAUAUUCAGAUAAUCAAUCAACACUUAAUAGAGAAAUUUCAACAUUAAUGGAAACUUCACCACUACCAUCAUCAUCAUCAACUUCAUCAUCAACUUCAGCAUCAUCGUCAACAGUAUCAUCACCAACCAAUUCAUCAAUAAAAAUAAUAGGAUCACAAUCUAAAUCAUCAAAUUCAUUAUUAAAGAAACAAAAAUGGGAAUCAGAUACACCAGAGGAUAUUUAUCAAUUAUUGGCGGAACAAAAAUUAACAGAACAAAUGAUUUGGUGUGGUCAUCCAGAUUUAUUCCCAAUUAUACAUCAAUAUUCAGAUAUAUUAAAUGCAAAAGAGAAUCCAAAUGGUAGUAAUAUUCUAUCGAUUAACCUACCGGCAUCAAGUGGUGAAUUUGGUGAUGUUAAAAAAAAGAGUUAUAAAAUCGCUAAAAAGUUAACGGUUGCACAAACUAUAAAUUUAAUAUGUAAGAAACAAAAUGUUAAAGAACCACGUAAAUAUUGGUUAUCAACAUUGUAUGGUUGUAUUUUAAAUGAUGAAAUGUUAUUAUCAUCCUAUGGAUUUGGUACAUUUUUCGAUUCUUGGGAGUUAUCAUUAGUGUUGAAACAAGUUUUCACUGAUAAAAUUCAAACUGAUAUACCAUUGGAUAGUUGUUAUGGUGAAUUUGUUGUAGAUUUCCUAUUACCACCAUUGAAACAAUUUGGUGGUUUAAAGAAAAAAAGAAUUAAAGUCGAUUCAAAUCUAUCAAUCUCUCAAAUAUUGAAACAAAUUUGUACAAAAUAUAAAAUUGAAGGUUCUGAAAGAUUCUCUAUUAUAACCACUGAAGAAUUUCCAUUGAUUCUUAAUGAAAAUUCAACAUUGGGUCAUUAUGGUUUAGGUAAUAAAUUUCAAACUUUAGAAUUAUCAAUCGUUUUCACUGAACUCAUUCCACCCUAUUCCCUAAAGAAUAAUAAUGUCCCAACAUUUGGUGCUUUUCAAGUUGGUAGUGUUGAUCCAGUACAAUCGAAAGCGGUUAUCAUCGAUUUAGAGAAUAAACUUCAAGAUCAUUUGAAAUUGGGUGAAGAAAUGGUUUUACAAAUUAAAAAUUUAGCUUCAGAUUUAAAAGAUAAAGAAAGAGAAAUUAAAGAUAAAGAAGCACAACAUUUUACAAUUAUGAAUCAUAUCGAGGAGAAAUUAACAAAAAUUAGACAAAAUGUCACAAAUGAACGUGAAGUUCAUAUUAAACAAAUCACUGAUAUGAAACUUGAAAAAGAAUCAUUACAAGAUUCAAUUAAACAAUUGAAACAACAAUUGGAAGAUUUAAAUUCAUUACUUUAUCAAGAAAGAGCAAUUAAUACUGAAUCUACAAUCGCUAAUAAUUUUAAAAUUUCAACUCUUGAACAAGAUAUUCAACAAUUGAAUGAUCAAAAUAAUGAUUUAUCAACAACACUUAAAGAUACUGAAAAUCAAUUAGAAUUAACAAUAAUUCAAAAACAACAAGAAUUUCAACAACAAGAAAAAGAGAAAUUUGAUUUAAUUCAAAAAUAUGAAUUAAUUAUAAAAAAUUUACAAAGAGAAAAUGAUGAAAAAAUUAAAUCAAUUUUAGAAAAACAUCAAGAAGAAUAUAAUCAACAAGAAAAAGAACAAAAAGAAAUUACUGAUAGACUAUUUAAUAAUUUAGAUAAUAAUAUUAAUAAUAAUAAUAAUAAUAAUAAUGAAUUAAUUUUAAGUAAUAAUAAUAAUUUAGAUAUUGGAUUUAGUUCAAUUGAAAGAGAACAACUUUUAUCAUCAAUUCAAAGAUUAACUAGAGAUAUUAAUGAUCGUGAUGUGGUGAUUAAACAAGUUUAUCCAAAGAAAAUUCAAAAUUUAGAAUCAAAUAUAAAGAAACUUGAAGAGAAAUUAAAAGAAUCUGAAAAUAUAAAUCAACAAUCAAAACAAACAAUAGCUUUGAAAUCUUUGGAAAUUACAGAACUUAACCGUCAAAUUUAUUCACUCUCCAAAAAUAACUCUGAUAUUCAAUCAUCAUUGGAUCAUACUAAUGAAUUAUUGAAAAAAGAAGAAACUAAAUCUAGAAAUUUAUCACAAGAUCUUUCAAAUCUAAAGAAUCAAUAUGAUUCACAAUUACUUUUAAUUGAACAAAAAUCGCAAACUAUUCAACAAAUGGAAAUCACAAGAAUAGAAUUGGAUGCCAAGUUUAAAGAACGUGAAACUUAUUUACUCUUUGAAAUUGAAGAAUUGAAAAAACCAAAACCACCUCCACUUCCAACUUAUAAAGUUAAUACUCCAAAAUCUCCUGAUACUGCAAAACAUGGUGAUAUUACUGAUGUUAAAAAAUUAUUAAAACCUGUACCAAAUUUACCACCGCCACCAAGAGAACAUACAAUUGCUACAGUUGCCGAUUUAUUAUUUGUUUCAAUGCAAAAAAGAUUCCAAAGUAUUCAAGGUCCUGAUAUAGAAGAUUUGGAUGAUGACGAAGAUAGUGGUGGUGAAUUCAUUUAA